GCUGCGCCACUCGGGACCCCAUACAUACAGCAACAAUGUAUAGAAGUGUUUAUUGCUUGGACCAGACUGAUAUUCUCCAGGCUUCAUGUUACAGAAGUAUCACACAUACUUAGAAUAGCCUCAUGUGUGAUAUGUGGAUACGUAGAAUGCAUACGUAUCAAUCUGUGUCUCCCCUUGGAGAUAGUCUGGACUAUUUCAACUAUCAUUUUCCGGUCUAUAUGUAAGCACAUAUGUAUGUUCUGUAUAGGGGGUUUACAUAUCAUGGUACACAUAGCCUACAUGAAAUAACUUGCGCCUUUCAAUCAACAAACCAUAAAUCAAUAAUUUCCGUAGAUCAUGACUUUGCAUUUCUCUUGUGAACAGCAACACGUUUCCAGUCAAUAACUUUGCAUGAAUGGUGCCUCAGAAAAGAGCAUAAAACACAAAGACAAAUGAUGUGGCGUCGAAACAACGCCUUUAUUUCCUUUCACGGCUAGGCCUACUCACCGACGACAUUUUACUUACAUGUAAGACACAUUAGCAGGUGUUACCUGAGACUGAGGGUUUACUAUUCGCCUUAGAGUCUAGACCUAUUGUGUGCUAUGUUCUAAAUACAGACCUUUCAGACUUCCUAAAAAUAGUCUCGUAACCUCAAAUUAAUAAUACCAAAAGGAAUUAUAUAUUAAUAUGACUAAUAGCAUAGUGUUCAAUAUCUACCAGGUAUUAUUAUUAUUAUUAUUGGGAUAUAUGACGGAGAGCCAGUGUGACUAAAAUCUUACGAGAAACUUCCCCAGGGCAUGGUAGAAUGAACAGGACUCGGCAUCAUAGCUAUUGACGUUAUUAGCUGUAGUGUGUGUUUGUCUACUGUAUUAAUAUUCAGUUAUUAAUGGUGCAUUUAUUGGCAUGAGCCCACUUUCUCUCCCACAGAAAAGGUUAGUAAAGACGCACAAUUAUACUGCACUCCCAACAACCGACAAAGAAAGUUAUGGGGGAACAAAUCAUUUUUAUUCUUUCCGAAAAGAGACCUAAAUCCUAACUAAAACUCAUUCUCCUAAGUCCUUCUUUACUGCAUUAAAUUAAAUUCCCAGUAGGUGACGCUCUCAGCCAACACCGAGCACAACCCUGCAAUGGGGAGGCACACGUUGACUUGAGUCUAACGACUCCAAUCUCGUCAUCAUUUGUAACCAUAGAGCAUGAAUUACCUCUUGAAGUCAUCAGUGAGAAUUUACGACUGGUCAACAAAAGCACGUGAUUCUCAAACGCACCCCCACCCCCAUAUUUGGCCGCAUACAUAGCAAAAACGAAGUACAGUGCAUUGCUAUAAUUCAUUAAUACAUCAUAAAUCGUGAAGCACAGCGUUAUAACGACCGAGAUCUACAAAUCAAGCCCUCUAAAACAACCUAAAUGAGCUCUUACUUUGUAAACUCGUUCUCAGGGCGCUACCCAAAUGGCCCCGACUAUCAGUUACUAAAUUAUGGAACUAGCAGCAGCGCUAUGAACGCCUCGUACAGGGACUCCAGCACCAUGCAUUCGGGCUCUUACGGCUACAACUACAAUGGGAUGGACCUGACCGUCAAUCGUUCAUCCAAUACUGGCCACUUUGGGGCUGUUGGGGAUAACUCCCGGGGUUUCCAGUCUCCCGCCCCGGAGACGCGGUUCAGGCAGCCGUCAAGCUGCUCGCUGGCGUCCCCGGAGCCGCUGCCGUGCUCCAACAGCGAGAGCCUGGGACCCAAAUGCUCUUCGCCCCUUUCCGACCAGAGCGCCUGUACGACGGGAAGUAACCUCACCAACACCACACAUUUCACUGAAAUAGACGAGGCGAGCGCUUCCUCCGAGACCGAGGAGGGCACCCAUAGAGCCAGCGGCAACCCCGCCGCCCGGACGCAGCAGAAGCAAGAGUCCACAGCAACCUCCACCACCACGGCAUCGAGCGAUGGCCAAGCACCACAGAUAUUCCCUUGGAUGCGGAAACUGCACAUUAGCCAUGAUAUGACUGGACCAGACGGCAAAAGGGCCCGAACAGCAUACACCCGCUAUCAGACGCUAGAGCUGGAAAAGGAGUUCCAUUUCAAUAGGUACCUUACCCGGAGGAGGAGAAUAGAGAUAGCCCACGCGCUGUGCCUCUCAGAACGGCAAAUUAAGAUCUGGUUCCAAAACCGAAGAAUGAAAUGGAAAAAGGACAAUAAACUGAAGAGCAUGAGUCUGGCUACUGCAGGUAACGCUUUCCAGCCAUAGACGUCACGCAAGUAAAUAAUACACUACGUGGGGUGUAAAGAAUACACACAUUCAAAAUAGUUUUUAAAAACACUAUAACUGAGUACUGUACAACGUGGCAUCUUUUGGCAUGUUGUUGAUGUUUUAGGGCAACUUAACUUCUGCUGUUGUACUGCUUCUAUAAAAACAGUUCGUGUUCAUAUGCUGUUGUCUUUUUAAUACAACAGGGAUUAUUGUUUGGAGGGGAAAAAAAGAAAAAUAGCUAUCAAUGCCGUCCGUUGUUAUUGUUAUAAAUAUCGUUUACGUGUCAAGUGCUAUGUUACUGCUUUCUUGAAAGUUGGCAUGUGAGCUCUUAAAUGUUAUAACUUAUUAACAAACUAUAACGAAUAUACUUUGGAGUUUACAGCUUUAGAGACUCCUCUGCCCAAACAUGAAGUUAAGCUAUAUUAAACAGGCCCCUGUAUUGCUUUAGCAGGAGUCUCGGUGUGUUAAAUAUGGUGACCUUCAUGUUUUCAUACCAUUGUUUGAAUCAUAUCUUUGGAUUUUGUCAUGUGUUUAAAUUACUCAUUUAUUUUUUGAAAAAAGGGAAACUUGUAUAAAAAAGAAAUCUUGACUAGAAUUCCUGUAUCCGUUCAUACGUUUGUAUAGUUAUAUUCAAAAUGUAAUUGUAUAUUAUUGGAUCAUGCUCAUGUUCCAGAAAGGAUGUAUAUAUUAGACAUUUUUAAUGUGACCAAUUGGCUAUUUGUAUUGGGCAGAGUGAAUGACAAGUGUGUGGGGGAAAAUGACAAUUGUCAUGUCGGACUGCCUGUAAGCAUUUUGCCAAUAAGCUUUUUUGUAUUUGUUUGUAGUUUACCUUGGAGUACAAAAUAAAGUUCCUCAUACUCAGACCAAACCCCUCGAGCACACUGCUUGUAAUUCUGUACCCCCUGCCCCUACCUCACAAACGACCCACCUGGGGUCAAACACGCAUCAAAAUCCCAGAACCUCGUGUACCCACUCUCCAAACCUGGUAGACGUAUAUCCUUCUUUGUACGACAUCAGCUGUCAAUUCGUCUCAAAACCUUAUCAAAAUACUUGGGGAAUAUGUCUAAGUCUUCCACAAAUGCAGUCGGACAAAUGAUAGGCCCGAGUUAAAUCUUAAAUGGAACAAUCGCAGUCACUCAUUACGCACAAGGACAUAGCCACUACUGCAGUCCUUUCCAUUUUUUUUUGUAAUGCAACCAAAGGGACAUGUGACAAUCACAGCGGCAAAACUACUGAAACUCAACUAAAAUACACACCGAGCACACACUCUUGGCCCAUCUCUUGUUGACAAACUUUGACAUCCAAAACAUUAAGGAAUUGGGCACUUUUCUGUAAUGAUUUCCUCACUGUUAAACGGUGCCCCUCCUGUACAAAUUAGUUUACGUCUCACUUUCAGUAAACAAGCACUGAACUUUCAAACUUACCGGUGGGUCCUCAACCGUUCUUUCUGGUCCUACGCUACUUUUUAGAGCCGAGUAAAGGUCCUGCCAAAAAUCCCCAUCUGCCCGGCGCUGCCUGGCCAAUUGCGUUUUGAAAAUUUGCUUUCCCCUUUGGCCAAACUAUACAAAAAGAAGCUAUGACAUUUACAUGUCAAACGGAUGAGGGUUUUAUCUUGAAGUUAGACCGUAAAAAUCGCCCAGGCCACCGACAGAUACCCCUUACUGGCUCUCAAAAGUCACGUGGGGUCCAUAAAGUUAGUUUUAUGGUUUUGGGGAGUUGACAAUAUAUAUUUCACAUUCUAGAAUGCAAGUGGCGGUUUAACUGCUUCGGAAGGAUUCUAAAGGGUCAGUAGUUAGACAAGAGCUAUGUAGUAGGCCACUGCCAUGCCCUUGUCUGGUACACACAAUGUCAGCGCUCCGGUUCGAACCAUUUCAAGGCAGAAAUGUAACCCGUGGACUGUAUGACUGCACCAACUGCACAGUAAGUCCAGUUUAAAGGCUUAUUUGGCUGGUGGCUAGGCCUAGGGGCAAGGGAGGAAGGAGAGGGGAGGCAUCGUUUGUACUUACUGUGUCAUUUAUUUUACUCUCAACAGUGUUAUUAAUAUGGUACUGAGUCUCUGGACCGUCAUAUAUUUCAGGUAUUUUAGUUAGGCCUAUCUACUAUGUGUGGGGACAUGUGAUACGGGCGUUGUAUAUACAUGUGUUUAUGUGUCCUUGUUUAUAUGCUUUAAUUGUGUAUUUGUGGAUGUAACUAUACAAACCGUGACCUCCCGCCUCCGAGGGAAUUCAUGUAGACUCAACUGUUGAGGGAACUUACUUAGACAUGUAGCCUGUCGUUUUCUAUUGUCAUUUUGCAUCUAUGAAAUAAAGUUUUGUUGUGGUA
Molecule: messenger RNA, 4539 nt
Organism: Salmo salar (Atlantic salmon)
Lineage: Eukaryota; Metazoa; Chordata; Actinopteri; Salmoniformes; Salmonidae
Product: homeobox protein Hox-B5a
Biological process (GO): regulation of transcription by RNA polymerase II; anterior/posterior pattern specification
Cellular component (GO): nucleus
Molecular function (GO): DNA-binding transcription factor activity, RNA polymerase II-specific; RNA polymerase II cis-regulatory region sequence-specific DNA binding
Source: RefSeq, a predicted model, not a curated record